Urocitellus parryii (Arctic ground squirrel) is the source of this 3583-nucleotide messenger RNA. RefSeq names its product MIS18 binding protein 1 (gene Mis18bp1). The record is from RefSeq and is a predicted model, not a curated record. NCBI's taxonomy places the organism in Eukaryota, Metazoa, Chordata, Mammalia, Rodentia, Sciuridae. Gene Ontology annotation, cellular component: chromosome, centromeric region.
AUGAUUACAACACCUUUAAAACAUCCAAGAAUUCAUUUGUCUUCAGAGACCUCUUCUCAAAAAAGAAAUAUGUCCAUGGAUGCAAUCUUUUUUGACAACAUUCCUUCAGGCACACUUACUCCUAUAAAAGAUUUGGUCAAAUAUCAGAAUUCCUCUUUAAAAUCUAAUGACCACAAAAAGAAUCAGUCUUUAGAAAUGACAACUCCUAAGAAUAAAAACAUAUUUCAAUCUACCAUGCUAACAGAGGUUACUACAUCUAACAGUUGUCUUGAUAUCAGUGCUAUCAAGUCCAACAUGGAUGCAUUAAAAAGUAAAGCAAACUAUGAAUCACCAGGAAAAAUAUUUCAAAGAAUGAAAGAAAAAGUACUGCGUGAUAAGCAAGAACAAGCAUCAAGAAACAAUAGUUUGUUGGAACCACCGAAAAGUGAAAAUCAUAAAAUCUUUACUCCUAACAAAAAUGAGAAAAAACUAUUGCAGCAUACCUGCUUCUAUGAAGAAAAGGAAAACAACUCAUUCUUAUCAGAUAACAAUUCACUAAGAGCCUCAGUUCAAGAAGUUCCUCUAGAAUCAUCAAAUAUUCUUCCCAUUAAACAAAAGAUUCAAGAACAGAAGGAAAAGAAAGCACAACUGCACAAUUUAACUUAUGAACUUCCAGUUCUAAACCAAGAAAAUGUUUCAGUUGCAGAAGUAUCAAAUAAGGCAUUAAUUAGAGCUCAACUAACUAAACAAAUUCUGCACUCAAAAGAGAAUACAACUGGAACCACCAAUUCCGAAAAGGACACGUUUGUUUUAGAAGGCAAUGAUUCUGCUUAUGAAAAAUUCCAAGAUACUAAUGUUGAGAUUCUUAAUACUAAUUGUGUUCCUAUUAAAAAUGGUAAUCAAUUAAUGGUUUCUGAUAGUGAAGUGAUAAAAGAUGGGACUUCACAAGAAGAAAUUAAGGAACAAAAUGAAAAGUCAAUAUCUAUAAUGACUUGCCUUCCAGGUUCCAUGAAUGAUACAUGUAAAAUUAUACUUGCAAGUCCAAGAUUACAUGUAACACUACCUCGGAAUUCAAAAAGAAAUAUUUCAAAGCUUUCUYCUCAAAGUGUAAUUCAAACUAUUACAAAUGAAGUUAAAAAAAAAAGUCAGGUAAUCCAGCUUCAAGAAUGGAUGAUUAAAGUCAUCAAUAAUAAUACUGCUAUAUGUGUAGAAGGAAAACUGAUAGACAUGACUAACAUAUAUUGGCACAGUAAUGUAAUUAUAGAGCGGAUUAAGCACAAUGAACUUAGGACUGUAUCAGGCAACAUUUAUAUAUUAAAAGGAUUGAUAGACAAGAUUUCCAUGAAAGAAGAAGGAUAUCCAUAUUAUCUCAUAAGGAAAUUUAUGUUUGGAUUUCCAGAAAAUUGGAAAGAAUACAUUGAUAAUUUUCUAGAGCAAUUAAGGGCUAAUGAAAAGAACAGGGAAGAGGCCAGAGAAGAACAGAAAACUGCAGGGUUUGACUCUGACAUACGAAAAUCAAAGAAAAAUGAUGCAGAAGAAAACCAAACAUAUGUCGUCCAAAAGGCCAACACCACUUAUGACCUUGAUUGUGAUAAUUUGGAAAUGAAGAAUAUUAAGUGUAGUGGAUUGCCAGGACCUACAGAAAUAAACAAUGGCUAUAAUAAUUGUCAAAAUAAACCACCAAUUGACCAAGUAAAUAAUACUAGUCAAAAUACAGGAGGAUCUUACUUUUCUAAGCAGGAAUUGAUUGGAAAUAAAGAAUAUAAAAAAUUGUCUUCAAAGAAACAUAAAAAUUGUGAAGAGAUAAAUAAAAGGAUAAUUAAAAAUCAGAAGCACGAGAGAACUGAAGAAUUGGAUGUACCCAUUGAUAUUCUAACCUCAAGAGAACAGUUUUUCUUAGAUAAAGAAAGAAAAUCCAUGGCUGUCAAGCAGAAGAAAGCUUAUGUUUUAGUAACACCACUGAAAACUAAAACAUUGAUAAAGCAAAGAUGCAUGAAGUAUAAUCUGUCCUUUGGAACCAUUAAAGCAAUAACAAAUUCUGCAGUGCCAAAGCAUCAAGAAGAAACUUACAAAUCAGACUUAAACAAAACUGUAAGUCCCAUGAGUAUAUCCACUGAGACUCUGGAAAAUACAUUUGAGUGUAGUGAGCGUCAUAAUAGUGAAAACAAGGAAAAUUGUGAUGAAUGUCUUUUACUCACUGUCAACCAGAAAAUAAAAACGCCUAGCCCUAAAAAUGAACAAAUGGUCAYCUAUGACUUUAAGAAAAAUGCCGGGUCACUAUCAAAAUUGAAGAAAACUGAAAAUCAAGAAGCUAUGUGUUUUUACAAUCAUCAGUCAUCACUAAAUUUGUCAAGUGAAGAGAGUAAAAUAAAAAAGGAAAUUAGAAGGAAAGUAGAGGUCGAGAAAACCAGAGCAAGAAAUACCAAAGAAACAAUGGUUCAGCUGAGAAAAAGCACAAGAAAUUCCACAAGGACUAUCUCAGUGAUUUCAGAAUCUGAAACUGAGGAAAGUGAAAAUGAAUUUCAUAUUAAACAAAAGAAAGCUAGAUCUUCUGCUAAAGAAACUCUUCUGAAAUCCGGUGUUAGGAAUAAGCUUCCAAUUAUUGAGGGAAUGGGAUCCGAUGAAACUAACAGGCAUCCCUUAGAAUGUUUACCUUCAUUAAUUCAGGAUGAUGAAUGGAAUGAAAAGGAAUCAGAGAAACUUCAUUGUGCUUUUGCAUCUCUACCAAAGUACAAACCUGGUUUCUGGUCAGAUGUAGCUAAGGCAGUAGGUUCUCGAACUGCUAAGGAAUGCCAGAAGAAAUACCUGGAAGAUCCUCGAGGAAAAGGACCCCAGAAACAUGUGAUUAAGAAAAAGCAAGCCAAUCCCAAAGGUCAAAAUGGUGAGAGAAAGAAUGAUAAAAAGCAGAAUAUUAAGAUAACUGCCAAAGUGGGAACUCUUAAAAGGAAACAACAAAUGAGGGAUUUUCUGGAACAGUUGCCAAAAGAUGACCAUGACGAUUUUUUCAGUACAACACCUUUACAAAAUCAAAAAAGAGUAUUGUUACCAAGUUUCCAGGACAGUCAAGAUGCUGAUGAUAUUCUGCCAAAUAUGGACAGAAAUCCAACAACUCCAUCAUCUGUUAUCUUUCCACUGGCAGAAACUCCUCAGUGUCGGCAUGUCACUCCUGGCAUGCUGAACUCUAUAAACAGGAAGGAUUGUGAUAAGUAUGUUUAUCGUAUGCAAAAAAAUCAUAAAAGUAAUGGUGGCAUUGUCUGGGGCAAUGUUAAGAAAAAAAGGGUUGAAACUAAUUUCUCAACUCCAACAUCAAGAAAAACCCUGUUUAACCAAGACUUAGGAGACACAUCUGGUAUUGGAAAACUUUUAACUAAUGCUAUGGAACCUUCAGAUGAAGAAGAGAAAGAUGAUUAUUUUUCAAAUUCUGAUUCUGAAUAGUAAAAAUGAGAAUGAUUUAAUGAUUUUUAUCAUAAAGCAGACAGUAUAUUUGUAUCUCCAUUGGGUGAAUAAGCAUUUUUUCAUAAUGUAGCUUCAUAUGAAACUAUGGAUUUUUUUCCUCAAAGGUUUCAUGUUUGUAUUAAAAUAUCCUGUCGAAUAUUCCUCAUUG